GAAACGGCCGGGCCGGGCGGCGAUGGCGGCGCGGGCCGCGCUGCUGCUGCUGCUGCUUCUCAUGGCGGCGGCAGCACCGGGCCCGGCCCAGGGCUCGCAGGGGGACCGGGAACCGCUGUACCGGGAGUGCCUGAGCCGCUGCGAGCGGCAGAACUGCUCGGGGGCGGCACUGCGGCACUUCCGCGCCCGGCAGCCGCUCUACAUGGGCCUGACAGGCUGGACGUGCCGGGACGAGUGCCAGUACGAGUGCAUGUGGCUGACGGUGCGGCUGUACCAGCAGGGCGGGCACCGCGUGCCGCAGUUCCACGGCAAGUGGCCGUUCUCUCGGUUCCUGUUCGUGCAGGAGCCGGCCUCAGCCUUGGCCUCGCUGCUGAACGGCCUGGCCAGCCUGGUGAUGCUGCUGCGGUACCGGGCAGCCGUGCCCCCCGCAGCGCCCACCUACCCCACCUGCACCGCCUUCGCCUGGGUCUCCUUAAACGCCUGGUUCUGGUCCACCGUGUUCCACACCAGGGACACGGCGCUGACAGAGAAACUGGAUUAUUUCUGUGCUUCGGCCGUCAUCCUGCACUCCGUGUACCUGUGCUGCGUCAGGACGCUGGGGCUGCAGCGCCCAGCCUUAAUCAGCAUCUUCAGAGCCUUCCUCCUCCUCUUCCUCGCCGGCCACAUCUCCUACCUGAGCCUCGUGCGCUUCGACUACGGCUACAACCUGGUGGCCAACGCUGCUGCUGGGAUGCUGACGGUGGCGUGGUGGCUGCGCUGGUGCCUGCGGCAGGGCCGGCGUUUGCCGCACGUGUGGAAAUGCGCGGCCGCGGUGCUGCUGCUGCAGGCGCUGGCGCUGCUCGAGCUGCUCGACUUCCCCCCCCUGGGCUGGGUGCUGGACGCCCACGCGCUCUGGCACAUCGGGACCAUCCCCCUCAACGUGCUCUUCUACAGUUUCCUGAUGGACGACAGCCUCUACCUCCUGAAGGCCAACUCCGACCUCUUCAAAGUGGACUAGAGCUGCUGGGGGGGGUGGGCAGAGCCCCCCGUGCCCCCCCAGGGCUGUGCCCUGCCCUGUGCCAAGCAACGCCCCAGCCCCCCCUGGCCACGGCCUCCUGAC
This is a messenger RNA of Melozone crissalis (California towhee), 1099 nucleotides long. It is a transcript of the gene PGAP3, whose product is annotated as post-GPI attachment to proteins phospholipase 3. NCBI's taxonomy places the organism in Eukaryota, Metazoa, Chordata, Aves, Passeriformes, Passerellidae. Gene Ontology annotation, cellular component: endoplasmic reticulum membrane. Gene Ontology annotation, molecular function: hydrolase activity, acting on ester bonds. The record is from RefSeq and is a predicted model, not a curated record. Bases 23 to 997 code for a protein of 324 amino acids. Gene Ontology annotation, biological process: GPI anchor biosynthetic process. The transcript has 8 exons.